Suricata suricatta (meerkat) is the source of this 1619-nucleotide messenger RNA. RefSeq names its product HERPUD family member 2 (gene HERPUD2). Gene Ontology annotation, molecular function: protein binding. Gene Ontology annotation, biological process: endoplasmic reticulum unfolded protein response. Bases 609 to 1439 code for a protein of 276 amino acids. Lineage: Eukaryota; Metazoa; Chordata; Mammalia; Carnivora; Herpestidae. The record is from RefSeq and is a predicted model, not a curated record. The transcript is spliced from 6 exons.
CUAGAUUUUCCUCAUAACAACAACAAAACCGGCGCGCUCGCGCCGGGCGCCGCGGCUUCUAGUCCCCGCCCUCCUGCCACCUGCAGCCGCUCGGCCGCGCCCGGCCCUGCGCUACCGCGCUGCUGUGUCCUGCCGGAGGGGGCAGGCGGAGAGCGGGCCGCGCCCUUUGGCCAACUUCUCCAGCGGCCACUGCGCCGCCUCGCGAGACCGGGGCCGUGCCGUGGCCGCCGCCGAGCAGCAGGAAGGGAGCGGCCGCUGCGGAGGACGCCCGGCAGGACUGUGCUGCCGGCGGCCCUGCCUGGGCGCGGAGGGCGACGGUGGCGGGUCCUGCGGCCUUCUUUCAGUCCGGAGCCCGGCGGAGCCCGCAUCUGGCGGGGGAAGCUGCACCCACGGCCGGGCCCCCAGAUCCCGCCGCCGCCGCCACUGUCCAUCAUCCUUGGUACCGGCAAUGGCCUUUGUAUCGCCCGAUGCACUUGUGACUGACUUGGACACGGAAUUUUAAGAAGCUACUUGCCGCCCUCCCGGUACCAGUCGAGCCGGCAGUUACAACCUCGGCUAUUUGGGCUUAAGUACUGCUCUUCUUGACUCUCUUCAACUUUGGGGGCACCAUGGACCAAAGUGGGAUGGAGAGUCCUGUGACCCUCAUCAUUAAAGCACCGAAUCAGAAAUACAGUGAUCAGACAAUUAGCUGCUUCUUGAACUGGACCGUGGGGAAACUAAAAUCGCAUCUGUCUAACGUGUACCCUAGCAAACCAUUGACGAAGGAUCAAAGAUUGGUGUAUUCGGGCAGACUGCUUUCCGAUCAUCUGCAGCUGAAAGACAUUCUCAGAAAAAAUUCAGAUCAGUCAGGAUCAACAACUCCAUCAUCCAGUCAAGAAACCUUGUCUUUAUCUGCCAGUUCUUCCUCAGAAGGAUUGAGGCAACGAACCCUUCCACAAGCACAGACCGACCGAGCACAGACUCAGCAGUUCCCAUACGUGAUGCAAGGAAAUGUGGACAACCGGCUUCCUGGGCAGGCUCCUCCAGCCGGCGUGCCCGCGUACCCUGCUUUCAGCCCGCUGCAGAUGCUGUGGUGGCAGCAGAUGUACGCUCAUCAGUAUUACAUGCAGUAUCAAGCUGCAGUUUCAGCUCAGGCCACAUCAAAUGCCAACCCAGCCCAGCCUCCUGCUUCACAGCCUCUAAAUUUGGCACACGUUCCUGGAGAAGAACCUCCACCAGCGCCAAAUCUAGUGGCCCAAGAAAACCGACCCAUGAACGAGAAUGUUCAGAUGAAUGCACAGGGAGGUCCAGUGCUAAACGAAGAAGAUUUCAAUCGAGACUGGCUGGACUGGAUGUACACGUUCUCCCGAGCCGCAAUUCUCCUUAGCAUCGUCUACUUCUAUUCCUCUUUUAGUCGUUUUAUCAUGGUAAUGGGAGCCAUGCUGCUGGUUUAUUUGUGAGUGUUCAUUAGCUUUUUGCGGUUUCUUUUAAUUACUUUCUAAAACAGCGCAGAAUUUGGCAUAUGGUAGUCUGUCAUGAAUGCUGAGUGAAGGAAUAUGAGUUUUGGACUCUGUAUCUAGGACCAAAUUCAGAGCCGGUUAUGUGAGUAAAAAUGUUUAUCAGAACUGCACAAGCACAUU